Messenger RNA from Talaromyces rugulosus, 1998 nucleotides. RefSeq lists its product as uncharacterized. Bases 1 to 1998 code for a protein of 665 amino acids. The record is from RefSeq and is a predicted model, not a curated record. Gene Ontology annotation, molecular function: NAD+ poly-ADP-ribosyltransferase activity. Lineage: Eukaryota; Fungi; Ascomycota; Eurotiomycetes; Eurotiales; Trichocomaceae. The transcript is spliced from 4 exons.
AUGGCUCGCAAAACCGCUCAGAAAACCACCAAGCCUUUACCCUUGGAGGGUUGCUCAAUUGCAACCUCUGGUAAAUUCCCUGGCACUACGCAAGCAGCGCUGGCCACACGCAUCACAUCGCUGGGCGCUACCGUUGUCUCCAAGGUGACCGCCGACACUACUUUUUUGAUUGCUACAGAAAAAGACUAUGAGAGCAAUUCUACCAAAGUCAAAUCGGCAGCUUCCCACAAUGUGCCAGUUGUGAAGGUUGAGUGGCUCGAUGAGUGCGUAUCAGCAGAUAAAAAGGCAGAUGAGGCUCAGUUCUUGUUAUCCUCAUCUCCAAACUCGACAUCCGCUUCUCUGCAAGCGGCUAAUGGCUCCAAGAAGCGUCCUGCAUCGGCUUCUAGCCCAUCGCCAGUCGCUCAAGAUGCAUCGCAGCCGAAGAAGCCGAAAAUCGACCAGGACGCCAAGGUAGGAGAUGGUCAGAACUCAAAGUCGAAGAAACUCGUCAUCUCAGUUGAUGAGUACUGCCCGGGUUCCUACGAGGUCUACAUAGAAGACGAUGGCACAAUCAUGGACGCAUCACUUAAUCAGACUAAUGCCUCUGCUAACAACAAUAAAUUCUACAAAGUUCAAUUGGUGUGCAAUGGUGCCCGUUCAGACUUCAAAACAUGGACACGAUGGGGUAGAGUGGGCGAACGUGGCCAGAGUUCGUUGCUCGGUGAUGGAUCAUUGAACGACGCAGUCAAGAAUUUCGAAAAAAAGUUCAGAGAAAAGUCUGGUCUCAAAUGGUCGGAUCGAGGUCUAGAGCCCAAGACGGGUAAAUACGCCUAUAUCGAGCGAUCGUACGAUCCUGACUCUGACGACGAGGAGGAUGCCAGCAGUAACGUUGACGCCAACGCCGAGGAGUCCAGGACAAAACCAACUAAAUCCGCCCUCGAGCCGCCCGUGCAAAAUUUGAUGAAGCUAAUUUUUAAUCAAUCUUAUUUCGAUGCAACCAUGACUGAACUCAACUACGACGCGAACAAGCUUCCCCUGGGAAAACUCAGCAAAGGCACGAUUGCACGGGGGUUCCAAGCACUUAAAGAUCUAGCUGUACACAUCGGUGGAUCAGGUGUCCAAUCUGGAGCAGAAGUCGAGCGAUUGUCUAAUUUGUACUAUUCUGUCAUUCCUCAUGCCUUUGGCCGCAAUCGUCCUCCGAUCAUCCACGACAAUGAUCAUCUUAAAAAGGAGAUUGAAUUGCUUGAGAGUUUGUCAGACAUGAAGGAGGCGGCAGCAAUGUUGAAGAACACCCUCCAGGAUGAUGGCGGCAUUCAUAAACUAGAUAAACAGUUCCAGGGCCUCAAUAUGAACGAGAUGUCACCCAUUGAUCACAAGAGCGAAGAAUUCAUGGAGCUGGAAGCCUACCUCAACGACUCUAAGGGUGCUACGCACUACAUGACGUACAAAGUGGAAGACAUUUUCCGAAUUGAGCGUCAAGGGGAGUUCGAGCGAUUUGAACAGAGCAAAUUCUCAAAGAUUGCCAGUGAACGUCGCUUGCUUUGGCACGGCUCUCGAGUGACCAACUUUGCAGGUAUUCUCAGCCAAGGUCUCCGUAUUGCGCCGCCCGAGGCUCCAGUGUCUGGCUACAUGUUUGGAAAAGGCAUCUAUCUAGCUGACAUGUCUUCUAAAUCUGCAAAUUACUGCUGUUCGUACAGUUCUGGCGGCACAGCUUUGUUGCUGCUAUGCGAGGCUGAGCUAGGAAAUCCGAUGUACGAGUUGACCAACGCGUCCUACAACGCCGACGAGGAUGCAAGAGCGAAAGGUAUGCACAGCACGUGGGGAAAGGGCAUGAUGGGACCAAGCAAAUGGAAGGAUGCAAAGAGCGUGAAUCGAGCCUUGUCAGGUUGUAUGAUGCCUGACGUGUCAGUCACUCCGGGGCCCACAAACGUUCCGAACGCAUACCUGCAGUACAAUGAGUACAUAGCCUACGACGUAGCCCAGGUCCGCCUUCGGUAUCUCUUCCGUGUCAGCAUGUGA